UCGCAGUUGUUUUACAAACUCUUCAGCGGUAUGACGUCUCCCUUUGACGGUGGUGCUGGCUUAUGCCUUUCGCUGAUCUGGAUUCAGUUGGCCGUCAUAAAUGCUGCCUUGGAGUUCCUUAAGGAUUUUGUACCACUAUCCCUGGUGCGACAGAGACAAAUCGAGGACGAGGAGCGCGAGUUCGAGGGCGAGUGCACGCUGGGAGCCAUUAGCAUACGAAUGUUUGCAUUUUGAGAAAUUUAAAUUAAAUUAUUUACACACCAACCAGUUGCAAGCAAUACUGCCUAAUUAAUAAUUAAUAUUAGUAAUACUAGUAGUAGUUAUUUAUACCCUUAUCUGUGAAAUACAAAUAACUUGUGUUUGUCGGGCCGGUUUAUAGCAAGUAAACAAAUAUCUACAUCAAUAUUAAUAAAACAAAGUAAAGCUGA
Molecule: messenger RNA, 428 nt
Organism: Drosophila eugracilis
Lineage: Eukaryota; Metazoa; Arthropoda; Insecta; Diptera; Drosophilidae
Exons: 1
Coding region: 31-234 (67 amino acids)
Source: RefSeq, a predicted model, not a curated record